AAUCUUUUAAAAAUAAAAUUCAAUUAAGUUUUCUCAUAAAAAUAUUAAAUUUAUAAAUUAAAAGCAUUUCUACUUCCAAAAGAAAAAUAGUUGAAAAAAACUUAACACAUUAUCUCUUAUAAUUUCUCUAAAAUCGAAAUGGAAUUCAAUCUAGGUAGCCUUGAAGAGUUUGAGCAAUUCACUUAUGAAAUGAAGGAGCAAUAUAAAAAACUACAAAUCAUUUUUAAGGAGUUUGGAAACAAAUUAUAAGAUGCCUGUAAAGACAAAUAAAGCUAACACAUUAUGAAUAUAUUCAAGGAAAACAUCAAGUCUAGUGUGUAAGAGUUUUCGGAUAUGGUUGUUGAUGUCAGUUCUUUGUUUUAGAACCAAUAUACUAAAAUGAAAGAAAAAGAAGUUUAUUUGUAUAAGCAAAGAAAAGAGUAUAUGAAAGUGUACAAAAAUAAGUAGAACCUAGUGAAAAUAGCAAAUGAUCAAUACAAGGUGUCUUUGAAGGAGAUUAAAAAAACUAAUAAGAAUCCAAAAGGUAAUUAGAAACAAGGAGGAGAAUCUUAUCUUUCAGAAGCUAUAUUCUAUGAUAAGCAAAGAAAAAUCUUAGAAAAGAAUCUUAAACAGAUACAAAAUGCUUAAGAUGAGCUAGAUGAUCAUGCAGCGGAGCAAGCAAAAGCUAUCUUUGAAGAAUUUAAAGAGAGUAUUGAGUUUAUGUAAUUCAAUCAGAAAGAGCUUUUUAAAAGCAUAAAUAAACAUUUUUCAGGAUUGCACAAUUUUGUUAAAAAUGAAAUUCUAAGCAAUCUAGAGCAGCAAUCUAAGCAAGCUGUGUAGAGCUAUGAAAAUACAUUGGUGUUUAGAUUUAACUUUAAUAAAAAGUAAAGACAACAAGAAAAUGACGAACAGAUUGAAAAAGAAAAAAGAAGAAGAAAAUCUGCUAAUUUCCUUUACUAAAACAGCAAUGAGGAAGGUAGUGAAGACUAAAGUCCUUUCAUAAAUAGAGCUAGAAGCUUUAUAAAUUUAUCAAAUAUAAGUCAAAAACCUGCUUUUAAUUCUUAAAAAAAAUAAAUUUCUUCAUUUUAAAGCUUUUAAGACUACAGUCAUUCAAAGAUUGCUAACAAACGCUAAUCAAAUAUGCAAUCAGAUAUAAAAUUAGCAGAUAUCUAUCAAGCAGAAUCUUAAUUAAAAUCUAAAAAAUCAAAGCUUGCUUCUUAUUCACCUCAGCCCUCAAAUAAAGAAAAGCACGAAAAAAGGUAUUUUAAACAAUAGGAUGAAUGUGAAGAUAACGACGAAGAUGAUGAUUUUAAUGCAAGCAAUAAUUAAUUAAAUUAAAAUUUCUAUUUGACAGAAAAUGAGAUUUCUAAUAACUCCAAAUUCUCUGAAAAUUCUAAAUAAGUGAGGAUGUUCAAUUCAACCUACAGUCCUUUAACUACUUCUAAGAUGAGAUAAGCUCAGCAGUAAAUUUUCUUCUAUCAAAGACAGAACUAAAAAUAGAGGAGGCAUAGCUAGAUCCAUGAUGCUAAUUAAGAGGAACAUUAAAAUUUUUAAUAAUUUAAAUAAUCAGGUCAGUAAAUUGAACAAAUUUAGGCUUUACCAAAUAGUUAGCUUAAGAAUUGCUAUUCAAGUAUUUAAGAUGAAAAUGAAAAUGAAUUUUAGGGAUAAAAUAUUCAAAAAAUUGCUUAAAGCUAUAAAAGCCACAAAAAUACCCCAGUUAAAUACAAUUUAGAUUCUGACUAAAUUAACAAUUUAAUGUACUAUAGUCAACAACAAAAAGUGAAGUAGUUCAAUUAGACUCCAAAUAAAUACAUUAAUAAUAAAUACAAUUGA
Tetrahymena thermophila SB210 is the source of this 1812-nucleotide messenger RNA. RefSeq lists its product as hypothetical. The transcript has 6 exons. The record is from RefSeq and is a predicted model, not a curated record. Lineage: Eukaryota; Ciliophora; Oligohymenophorea; Hymenostomatida; Tetrahymenidae.